UUCCUCCCAAAUCAUCCCGCCAUGAAUUCCCGAAAGUUCAAAUUGUCCCCGCAAAAUAUCUUCCCGCGUCGUUUUCUAAAUCAUGGGCUUAAUUGUGUUGGUUGCACUGUCAUGGAACAAAUCAGAGAAACUUCCUUCAUUCAUGGCUACCCAGAAAAUCCCAGAGUACGAGCAGCUGAGGAAUGAGAAUGUUCGCCGAAAUAACGAGUUGCUGGCUUCUCUGCACAUCCCACCCAUCGGUCCCCAACCCACUGCCCCAUCCAAACGCCAACGGUGUUCUUCAAUUCCACGUAUGGUUGAAGCUAAUCGAGACACCACAGUUAUGACAAGGAAAGGCAGGGGAAAACUAAUGGCGGCAGCCACUUUAGCUCUUGAUUCUUCUACAAGCACUCAGCAUGCCGACAUUCCCUGUAAUGAAGCAGUAGAUGAUGUGGAAGAGGGAGAGGAAGAGGAAGAAGGGUCAGACACUCAACAAACCAAACGAACAGGAAGAGGACCUGCCAAAGGUUCCAAAGGCUAUGGAACGAAAGGGGUGAUUUUUCGAAAGAGGAUCAUAUCUACCGAUGCUGCAAGAAGUAUUUGGCCACUGUUUAGGUCAGAGUUGACAGGGCCUUAUACAACUUUCAAAAAAUGUCCCCAACACUAUUUGGACAAGUUGUUUAAGCUGUUCAAGAACAAGAAUUUCAAAUUCGAUUGCAACGAAGGAGAAGUAAAACAUGCGUUCGAAGCGUAUAUUGAAAAUAACUACAAAAACUGGAUGAGUGCAAUUCGGAAUAGUGUGUUUCGCAUACAUAAGACUGCUGCAGCUAGAUAUGCCAACAACCCGUCGUACGUGCCGCCUCAUAACUGGACAUUGAUGGUUGAUGACUGGCUUAAGCCAACCUGGCAGGAGAUGAGUGACCAGAACAAGUUAAAUCGUGACAAGCUAAAUUUAGUGCAUACAACGGGGUCAGUUCCGAUGGCCAAAUACAUAUAUGCGGAGAUUGAGAGGACUGGAGUUGAACCAAGCCCGAUAGAAAUGUUUCGGAGGUUUCACGUUACUGCUGGCAAAGAUGGAGAGGAAGAACGUUGGCGUAGUAAGAAAGCGAAGGAGCUUUAUGAUGAAAUGGAGUUGAAAAAACGUAUUGAAGAGGUUUUGGGUGGUGAAGGAGAAGAAGAGUUAGAUGAGUGGGACAUAUAUAAGGAGGUGGUGAGUGGUUCCAAAAAAAAGACACAUUCGUGGCUUAGGUGACGGAAUGGAACCACCAGAAGAGUUUUACAAUUCAAGCGGCAGCCAGACUUGCUUGGAAUGUGAAGAGGAGUUUCGAGCUAUGAAAGAAGAAGUUGGAAGUCUUAGGGCCGACGUGGCAGAAAACAAGAAACUCCUUCAAGCUUUGAUGGACAUGGUAACUCUUGGUUUGGGUGCUUCUUCAAGUUCACCUCCAAAUG
Molecule: messenger RNA, 1428 nt
Organism: Argentina anserina (silverweed cinquefoil)
Lineage: Eukaryota; Viridiplantae; Streptophyta; Magnoliopsida; Rosales; Rosaceae
Exons: 8
Coding region: 83-1231 (382 amino acids)
Source: RefSeq, a predicted model, not a curated record